Messenger RNA from Arvicola amphibius (Eurasian water vole), 967 nucleotides. It is a transcript of the gene Slc39a11, whose product is annotated as solute carrier family 39 member 11. Bases 125 to 967 code for a protein of 280 amino acids. The transcript has 6 exons. Gene Ontology annotation, molecular function: zinc ion transmembrane transporter activity. Gene Ontology annotation, biological process: zinc ion transmembrane transport. The record is from RefSeq and is a predicted model, not a curated record. Gene Ontology annotation, cellular component: membrane. Lineage: Eukaryota; Metazoa; Chordata; Mammalia; Rodentia; Cricetidae.
GGAGGCCACGUGUGCUGGAACUAAGCAGGAAGUGACAGCGGGAGUGGAGCCCGGCGAGCCUGUGGCGUUCGGGGGCUGAUGGAAGUGGAGAGGGGGCUGGAGAGGGCACCCUACUGUAUCCAGCAUGCUGCAAGGCUACAGCUCCGUGUUCCAGGCCUUGCUGGGGACCUUCUUUACCUGGGCAAUGACCGCUGCCGGAGCAGCUCUUGUGUUCGUAUUCUCCAGUGGGCAGAGGCGGAUCUUAGACGGAAGUCUGGGCUUUGCUGCAGGGGUCAUGUUAGCGGCUUCCUAUUGGUCCCUGCUAGCACCAGCGGUUGAGAUGGCCACGUCCUCAGGGGGCUUCGGUGCCUUUGCCUUCUUCCCUGUGGCUGUUGGCUUCACUCUGGGAGCUGCUUUCGUCUACCUGGCUGACCUCCUGAUGCCGCACUUGGGUGCUGCGGAAGAUCCCCAGACAGCCCUGGCACUGAACUUGGACCCUGCUCUGAUGAAGAAGAAGUCUGAUCCCGAGGGCCCCGCCACACUGCUCUUCCCUGAGAGGGAACUUUCCAUCCGGAUAGGUAGCGCUGGGCUUCUUUCAGGCAAGCCUUCUGCUGCAGCUGCUGAGCUGGGCCGGAGGGAGGGUCCAGACCUGGGGCUGGUGCUUGGAGAGGAGGGAAUGCUGGAUGCUCUGCCCUUCCCUGCUGCUCACCUCACUGCUCACAGUGGUGCUCUGUUUGAAGGAGCACAUGUGUCUCGUGCAUUGUCUGUAUGGAACCAGAACACUUUAAAGACAAGGAAAUCAACAUCAUUUCUGCUGAGUUGCAGGGAAGAGUCUCUCCAAAGGAGUCAGAUAAUAUUCCUCAAACUCAGAGGGGUCCAGUCUGAGCUUGGAUUCUGCCCUAUGCAGCUCUCAAGCUCCGUGUUCCCAUUCAGAUUCUGCCCGGAGAGCCUUAUCCAGGAAGAACCUUGGUGCCUUCUUUCUGCUUGA